UUUAGGGCGGGGCCUAGGACGACCUGCUCUGCGGGCCGCGAGUUCUCGUCGGAAACAAAACAGCGGCAGCCUAGACCGAAACCUCCGGUGCGAGCCGGCCGUCAGGGCGCGGAGAGAGAAGGAGUCAGCACGUGACGGAAGCCCUAAAAGGUCCUUAAGCAGCUCGGCCUGGAAGAGAACACAUGAGAGAAAGAAUCCCAAGAGGCUCUGUUUUCCUUGAAAGGGUAUUUCUAUACAGUUGCUCCAAUGACAGACAUACCUGCACCCUUGUCCUACUUCCAGAAUGCACAGAUGUCUGAGGACAACCACUCCAGCAGCACCGUCCGUAGCCAGAAUGACAGUCAAGAACGGCAGCAGCACCAUGACAGGCGGAGACUUGACAACCCUGAGCCGGUCUCUAAUGGUCGACCCCAGAGUAACUCACGGCAGGUGGUGGAACAAGAUGAGGAAGAAGAUGAAGAGCUGACAUUGAAAUAUGGAGCCAAGCAUGUCAUCAUGCUUUUUGUUCCCGUGACCCUCUGCAUGGUGGUAGUCGUGGCUACCAUCAAAUCAGUCAGCUUCUAUACUCGGAAAGAUGGGCAGCUAAUCUAUACCCCAUUCACAGAAGACACUGAAACUGUAGGCCAAAGAGCCCUGCACUCGAUUCUGAAUGCUGCCAUCAUGAUCAGUGUCAUCGUUGUUAUGACCAUCCUCCUAGUGGUUCUUUAUAAAUACCGGUGCUACAAGGUCAUCCAUGCCUGGCUUAUUGUUUCAUCUCUGUUGUUGCUGUUCUUUUUUUCAUUCAUUUACUUGGGGGAAGUCUUUAAGACCUACAAUGUUGCUGUGGACUAUGUUACAGUUGCACUACUCAUCUGGAAUUUUGGUGUGGUGGGGAUGAUUGCCAUCCACUGGAAAGGCCCACUUCGACUGCAGCAGGCCUAUCUCAUUAUGAUCAGUGCCCUGAUGGCCCUGGUAUUUAUCAAGUACCUCCCUGAGUGGACCGCAUGGCUCAUCUUGGCUGUGAUUUCAGUAUAUGAUUUGGUGGCUGUUUUAUGCCCCAAAGGUCCACUUCGUAUGCUGGUUGAAACAGCUCAGGAAAGAAAUGAAACUCUCUUUCCAGCUCUUAUCUAUUCCUCAACAAUGGUGUGGCUGGUGAAUAUGGCUGAAGGAGACCCAGAAGCCCAAAGAAGGGUACCCAAAAACCCCAAGUAUAACACACAAAGAGCAGAAAGUGAGACACAGGACACUAGUACUGGUACCGAUGAUGGUGGCUUCAGUGAGGAAUGGGAAGCCCAAAGGGACAGUCACCUGGGGCCUCACCGUUCGACUCCUGAGUCAAGAGCUGCUGUCCAGGAACUUUCCGGCAGUGUCCUAACUAGUGAAGACCCGGAGGAAAGGGGAGUAAAGCUUGGAUUGGGAGAUUUCAUUUUCUACAGUGUUCUGGUUGGUAAAGCCUCAGCCACGGCCAGCGGAGACUGGAACACAACCAUAGCCUGCUUUGUGGCCAUACUAAUCGGCCUGUGCCUUACCUUACUACUGCUCGCCAUCUUCAAGAAGGCGUUGCCAGCUCUUCCCAUCUCCAUCACCUUUGGGCUGGUUUUCUACUUUGCCACGGAUUAUCUCGUGCAGCCCUUUAUGGACCAGCUUGCAUUCCAUCAAUUUUAUAUCUAGCGUAUCUGCAGUUAGAAUCCAUGGAUGUUUCUUCUUUGAUUAUUAAAUACCUGAGGAGGACAUAUGUGACUCUCCCAUGUCCUCAUCUAACGAAGUCAAAACUCUAGCUGGACUUUUGCAACUUCCUUCCAAGUUCCCUGGCCACCUGCAUUGUUGAACUUUGGAAGGAGGUGUCUACAGAAAACGGCUUCCAGCAUUCAUCACUGCAGUGGGCAGAUAUCCCUCAGUGCAAAUACCACCAAAUUUGAGGGACAAGGACAAGAAGAUGUGCUGGACCAAGAAGUUGUGUUCUGCCAGUAGUGUGACCCUUGGGCACGAAGAUUUUGCCAGCACUGGGAACCCUCAAGAGGCUAAAUGAAGUGGUGUGAACCAAACAGAACUUCCAUCUUCUCCACCAUGUUGGAAAUAAAAUCUGUAUUAGCUGAA
Myodes glareolus (Bank vole) is the source of this 2076-nucleotide messenger RNA. It is a transcript of the gene Psen1, whose product is annotated as presenilin 1. Gene Ontology annotation, cellular component: gamma-secretase complex; membrane. Lineage: Eukaryota; Metazoa; Chordata; Mammalia; Rodentia; Cricetidae. The record is from RefSeq and is a predicted model, not a curated record. Gene Ontology annotation, biological process: membrane protein ectodomain proteolysis; calcium ion homeostasis; intracellular signal transduction. Gene Ontology annotation, molecular function: aspartic endopeptidase activity, intramembrane cleaving.